GAUGGAGAGAGUGGCCAGCCCCUUUCUUACGCCUGCAAAGACCGGAAGAAUCUUGGCUUACGCCACCCAUCCCUCCCUCUCCGGUUCUGAGACUCCGGCCUAAGGUUUCCGAAGGAUCCGGAUCAGUCAAGCUUCCCUGGGAGUUUUAGCACCAGAAACCGCCGCCAAUCCUCCUCCGCCAGGCGCGGACGGGUUGCCAGCCCGGUUUCCAAGGAUCACAUGAGCUGCUCUUGUCUUCCUAAUUGGUUCCUUCGUGGGCCGACGCCUCCGGCGGAUCGCAGCCUCGUCGCUGCUGAGGACGGACGGCCGCCGUGUAAAGCGGGGUCGACGCGCAAUGGCCGAUACCUCCGGGAGUCGGCCGCGCAUUCUCUGCCUCUUUGACGUGGAUGGGACUCUCACCCCGCCUCGGCAGAAAAUUGAGCCUGAAAUAGCAGAAUUUCUUCAAGAGCUGGGUAAAAGAGUGAUGAUUGGGGUGGUUGGAGGUUCAGACUACUCCAAAAUAGCAGAACAGCUUGGAGAAGGGGAUGAAGUCAUAAACAAGUUUGAUUACGUCUUUGCAGAAAAUGGCACUGUGCAAUACAAGAAUGGGCAACUAGUCUCAAAGCAGUCCUUUUCAUCCAGAUAUGACAAUCUGGAAAUGUCGUUGAUUUUAGUACUACUGCAGAAGGCUAUCCAGAACCAUCUUGGGGAGGAACUUUUGCAAGAGCUGAUCAACUUCUGCCUUAAUUACAUGGCACUUCUAAAGUUGCCCAAGAAGCGGGGAACAUUCAUAGAAUUUCGCAAUGGAAUGUUGAACAUCUCUCCUAUUGGUCGAAGCUGCAGUUUGGAAGAACGAAUAGAAUUUUCUGAACUGGACAAGAAAGAAAAGAUACGAGAGAAGUUUGUAGCAGCUCUGCAGAGGGAGUUUGCGGGCAAAGGACUGCGAUUUUCCCGAGGUGGUAUGAUUAGUUUUGAUGUUUUUCCGGAGGGCUGGGACAAACGCUAUUGCCUCAACAUCCUUGAGGAUGAGAAAUUCGAUGUCAUACAUUUCUUUGGAAAUGAGACAACCCCUGGUGGGAAUGAUUAUGAAAUCUAUGAUGAUCCUCGGACAGUAGGACAUAGUAUCCAUUCUCCCCAGGAGACAGUUCGGCGAUGUCGAGAAAUAUUCUUUCCAGAGACAGUGAACAAAUCUUGACUCACGGAUCUUCUGCUGCUAUUCUUGUUCACUUCAUAAAAGCACCUUUUGAAUUAUAAUCAAGGCUUGCCGAAGCCCAAGGUUGAAAUGCACUUUGGAAAUGGAGGUGAAGUGCGAAAAGGGAAAGAGAGUUAAAGUGCCAUUACCAGUUUGUAGUAAUAAGAAUCUACAGAACGCUGACUGCCAUAUUUCAUCCUCCCAGCCCCUAAAACAAAAAGUUUCGUUUUAAAGGGAGCUGGGUCCUUUUUCUAAAACUGUGAGAGAGAAGGAGAGAAAUAGAAAGGUGGUAAUCUCUUCAUAUAUUCACCCAAAUCAAUUUCUGAGAUUAAAAUAAUUGUAUUAAUAGGUUAAAGGGAAAACAAUCUGAUCUUUCAAAGUAUUUUCAUAUUCUUGAACCCUUAAGAUGGCCUGCCAUUUUUUAAAAAAGUGGAAUCAGGUUUUUUUUCAAGCUAAUAAUGAAUAAGGAAAACACCCCUAAUCUAUUACUAGCCAUGCAGAAUGCAGAGGGAGAUAGAAAGUAAACUUUGAAAGAUAGAUCCUGUUGAAAAUUAUUAGUCAUAGACAUCACCAUUCUACUCAGCUUUCAGUAUCCAUUAGAAUAUUCUUCUGUGGCUUCUGAUCUAAUAUGUGAAACCAUCUGUUUUAAAUAUGACUGGUGCUCAGGUUUAUUUUAUCAUAGAUAAUGUAUUUUUGGUCCAAUAAAAGUAGAGUUUGUGUGUUGAGGUCAACACGUCUCAGUAGCCUUGCAUAUUGCAAACUGCUCCUUCCCACAAGUAGGUCUGGGGAGCAGCCCUUGCUUUAGCUUCAGUUGUUGGAAUAUUGUUUACUUGCACUUUGUUCCCAUUGCACAAACUCUUCAAGCAGGAUUGUACUAUCACCUUAAUUAUCCAACCUAACUAUAGAAGUGCUGGCAAUAUCAUUUAGAACUAAUGAUCAGAUGAAUGGAAUAAAAAUGGGAGGUAAAUGUAUCUUUUAAAUCUGUUUGCAGAUUAUUUUGA
This is a messenger RNA of Thamnophis sirtalis, 2172 nucleotides long. It is a transcript of the gene PMM1, whose product is annotated as phosphomannomutase 1. Gene Ontology annotation, molecular function: phosphomannomutase activity. Gene Ontology annotation, cellular component: cytosol. NCBI's taxonomy places the organism in Eukaryota, Metazoa, Chordata, Lepidosauria, Squamata, Natricidae. The record is from RefSeq and is a predicted model, not a curated record. Gene Ontology annotation, biological process: protein N-linked glycosylation; mannose metabolic process; GDP-mannose biosynthetic process.